UGAGAUGACUCAAUAUCGACAUCGACUGAAAGAUUGUUGACAUAUGUUGUUUUUAAGAAAUGCUUUGUGGUUGUUCGUAAAGUUUCCGAUUCCAAUAAGAAAAUCUGUUUUGUAACAUUUUUAAAUAACUUUGUUUUAAUAAAUAAUUACACACAUUUUCAAUGGCUGACCAGCAACAAUUUUUUCUAAAAUGGAACGAUUUCCAAAGCAAUAUGGUCUCGUCGUUUCGGCAUUUGAGAGAUGAGAAAAGCUUUACAGAUGUUACUUUAGCCUGUGAAGGGCAAACCUGCAAGGCACAUAAAAUGGUUUUGUCAGCUUGUAGUCCUUAUUUUAAAAGUUUGCUGGAGGAGAAUCCUUCAAAGCAUCCAAUUAUAAUUUUGAAAGAUGUAGCUUAUAGCCACUUGCAAGCAAUUCUGGAGUUUAUGUAUGCUGGUGAAGUAAAUGUGAGUCAAGAACAGCUGCCUGCUUUUCUGAAAACUGCUGAUAGACUUAAAGUUAAAGGACUAGCCGAAGCCCCUCAAGCUAUUAAACGGGAAUAAUAUGCCUUUACCAAAUUUUUAGCAAGUCAGAUAAUAAUACCACCUAAUAUAAUGAAUAUAUUUUUGGUAUUUUAUUUUUAGGUAUACAGGAUCAUUUAUGGUUAUAAAAUUUUUGAAAUAUUUAUCUGACUUGCCAAAUAAGAUAUUUUUAGAUUUUUUGGAAUAUAUAUAUAUAUAUAUAUAUACAACUAAUGGGUAUUAUACUUAUUCAUUGCGGUAUGCAUUAGGUAAUACAAGGUUAUUAUCACAAUUUUAAGUUAAUAAUUUAUAAUUUAAGUGAAAUAAGAAUAUUUUUGAUGUUACAGUUUGAUAAAUAAUAGAAUUUAUUAUGGACAAUUAAUUGAAUUAAUAUUUUAAGGUUUUUAAUAGUAUAUAUGUAUGUAUAUAUAUAGGCACCAUAUUGCCUUUGAUCUCUUAAGUAUAUUAAUUGGAAGAAAUUCUUUUUUUCUAUUAUUCAUCAAAUAAAAGCAAUUUAUUGAUGCGUGAGUAGUGAGUACUGGUAAAAUAGGUAUAAUAUCCAACAUUUUAAAAAUACAGAAGUAAUAUUCAACCAAUGCGUUAAAUAUAAAUUAAUAAACAAGUUUGAAAAUUGCAGGAUAGUUAGUUGACUUUUAAUAUAAUUAUGGGCAUUCUGUAAUUUUUUCAUAAUGCACUACAUCUUUAAUUUUUAUUUGUGCAUCUAUGUGUUCUAAUUAUUUUAGUAAUAAACAUUAGGUGCCUUUCUUAAUGAUAAAGAGUUCGAAAAAUAAAUUUAAAAUAAAAUCUUGAUGAUAUAGUUUGGUGGUAAGGAAGGCAUUUACUGAUUUGUAUAAUGUACCUUUUCUUUCUCUUAAAGAGAAAUAUAUUAAGUAACCUUUUUUAUAUGUAUGGAAAAUUCUAAUAGCCUUUAAUUUCAUAGAUAUCUUAUUGCAUUGGAUUAGUACACUUACAUAUUUUAUAUAACAUUAAUUUUUUCAUAUUAUUUUUAUAUACUGACUUUUUAUUUGGUUGAGUGGGCUGUUACAUAUAGGAAUUAUUUAUAGAUUUAACUCUUUCUCUAAUUUCAUGCUCUAUUCAAUAUUAAUAAUUGUUACCAUACUGUCAGACAUCAAUUAUAUCUGUUAUUAUACAUAUUUUUCUUUUUUAUUAAACAGGCAAAUGGAUAUGAUUUUGGGAAAUAAAACAGAUAUAUAUAUGGAAUAUUUAUUUGUUCUUAUGUUUUUUUUUAUGUUUUAUAUCCAAAAUAUAUAUCUUUAAUUUGCUUGAUAUAUUUAACAGACAUGUGGAUUUGCUUAAUCAUUGGAACAAGCAGAUCUGCCUUAGUGCAAGUGUGAAAAUAUAGAGAGAUUUUUUAUUA
Messenger RNA from Sitophilus oryzae (rice weevil), 1875 nucleotides. RefSeq names its product longitudinals lacking protein-like. Gene Ontology annotation, cellular component: nucleus. Bases 162 to 539 code for a protein of 125 amino acids. The record is from RefSeq and is a predicted model, not a curated record. NCBI's taxonomy places the organism in Eukaryota, Metazoa, Arthropoda, Insecta, Coleoptera, Curculionidae. Gene Ontology annotation, biological process: regulation of transcription by RNA polymerase II. The transcript has 3 exons. Gene Ontology annotation, molecular function: protein binding.